GGUGGAGCUGUCAUGACAUCCCAGCCUCGCAGGCUGCAGUGGCUUUGCACAGCUGAAUUACAGACUGAUUUUGUUUGAAAGGGACUUUUGGAGAUUUCUGACCCAAACCCUGCUUUAAGCAAGUUCAAUCUCAACUUUAAAGCCAACUUCAUACUUAAACCAGGUGGCUCAGUUGAGUUUGCAGUUUUUCUGUGGUUAUACUGGAGACAACAAGCUUUCUAUGCCCCAUGCUUGAUCAACCUCGUGGAAAAAAACUAUCAUCUCCUAAUAUUUAACCAGAUUUCUCCACAGCCCGUGCCUGCUGCCCCUUGCCCCCGUGCUCAGCACCACCAGCAGCGUCUCAGCUCCCUCUUCCCCACAUAUUCCCAAUUCCCAAGCUGGGUGCAGGGCAGCCGGUAGCACCGCAGCGAGGGGAACAUCAGCGGCGUGCAACGGGGACAAGUUUUCCACGAGCACAAGCGCAAAGGGCGGCCGGGUUGCAAGCGGCGGUGGCGAGUUGCUCAGCUGCUUUGUUGCCUCCGCGUGGGGCCAAGCGUCCUGUGGCCAUUCAGAGGGGCUGCGCAAUUAACUCCAGCGCCCGAGCACCCAUGGAGUACAUCAGCACGCGGGGAGGUGUGGGGGCUGUUGACUUCGAGGGAGCCCUCUUCUCCGGCUACGCGCCCGAUGGGGGUCUCUUCAUGCCCCGGUGCAUCCCCACGCUGGACCGGGACACACUGCAGAGAUGGAGCCGCCUCUCCUACCGGGAGCUGGUGAAGGAGCUCUGCUCCCUCUUCAUCACGGCCGAGCUGAUCCCGCGGGACACGCUCAACGACCUGAUCGACAGGGCCUUCAGCAGGUUCAGGCACAAGGAUGUUGUCCAUCUGUCCAGGCUGAAGGACGGGCUGAAUGUGUUGGAGCUCUGGCAUGGGGUUACUUACGCAUUUAAGGAUCUGUCCUUGUCCUGUACGGGGCAGUUUUUACAGUACUUCUUGGAGAAAAAGCAGAAGCAUGUCACUAUUCUGGUGGGGACUUCAGGGGACACGGGGAGCUCGGCCAUCGAGAGCGUGAGAGGGCAGAAGAACAUGGACAUCUUCAUUCUGCUGCCCAAGGGCCUCUGCACUCAGAUACAGGAACUUCAGAUGACCACUGUCAUUGAAAACAACGUCCACGUCUUUGCUGCUCCUGGGAACAGCGAUGAAAUUGAUGAGCCGAUCAAGGAACUGUUUGCUGAUGUCGAUUUUGUCAGAAAAUACGAUCUGAUGAGCCUGAAUUCGGUCAAUUGGUCUAGGAUUAUGGUCCAGAUCGCUCACCACUUCUACGCCUACUUUCAGUGUGCCCCGUCCCUCGAUACCACCCCUCUGCCAGUGGUGGAAAUUGUUGUGCCAACAGGAGCAGGAGGAAAUAUCACAGCUGGCUGUAUUGCCCAGAAAAUGGGUCUCCCAAUUCGGCUUGUUGCCGUUGUUAACAGCAAUGACAUAAUUCACAGAAUUGUUCAACAUGGAGAUCUCUCAGUGUCAGAAAGUGUGAAGGCUACAUUAGCAUCAGCCAUGGACAUUCAGGAGCCUUACAACAUAGAGAGGAUCUUCUGGCUGCUCUCAGGCUCCGACAGCCACCUGACGAAAAUGUUGAUGGAGCAAUUCAGCGUGUCGAAAAGCCUGAAACUGCCAGAGGAUUUGCACAGGAAGCUCUCCAAGACCCUGCAGUCGUGCUCAGCUUCUGACGAGGACAUUGUGCGGGCCAUGCAGCGCUGCUGGGAGAACAACCGCUACCUGCUGUGUCCCCACUCUGCCGUGGCUGCUCACUAUCACUACUCACAGCUGGACAGCACGCCCCGGUGUUGCUUAGCUUCAGCCUCUGCAGCCAAAUUUCAGGAUGCCGUGCUCCGAGCUGGGCUGGCUGUCCAGCUUCCCCCUGAUAUCACCACCUUAACGUCUAUGGAGACCAGGUCCAUCCCCUUGGAGCCGGGGCAGGACUGGGCACAGGUGCUCCGGGAGCGGAUCAAAGCCGUGGCACAGCGGUGGGAGACACGGGGGGGUCAGUCAGCGCCCCAACGACAAGGGGAGGUCACCAGGCAGGGAGUCACCCGGACCUGAGCUAUCAGGGUACAGCUGGUCAGUGCCUCCCAGGGCUCAUUUUCCAUUCCCAGGAGAGCCCUGUGUUACACUGGGAGAGGAGCCUACAGUCUCCAUGCAAUGAAUUAUUAGCAAGAACACACUUCACCAUUGAAUUACGUAGAAUAUUUCAUAAUGUUUCCAGUGAAGAGCUCUGCAAUUGUAUCCUCUUUUCCUUACAUAUUCAUAAAAACUGAUUGAAACUUUGAAUAAA
Columba livia (rock pigeon) is the source of this 2304-nucleotide messenger RNA. RefSeq names its product threonine synthase like 2 (gene THNSL2). The record is from RefSeq and is a predicted model, not a curated record. The transcript is spliced from 9 exons. Gene Ontology annotation, biological process: 2-oxobutyrate biosynthetic process; dephosphorylation. Bases 588 to 2072 code for a protein of 494 amino acids. Gene Ontology annotation, molecular function: pyridoxal phosphate binding. NCBI's taxonomy places the organism in Eukaryota, Metazoa, Chordata, Aves, Columbiformes, Columbidae.